Fusarium vanettenii 77-13-4 is the source of this 792-nucleotide messenger RNA. RefSeq lists its product as uncharacterized. The record is from RefSeq and is a predicted model, not a curated record. NCBI's taxonomy places the organism in Eukaryota, Fungi, Ascomycota, Sordariomycetes, Hypocreales, Nectriaceae. The coding region runs from base 1 to 792 and encodes 263 amino acids. The transcript is spliced from 3 exons.
AUGGCCAAUAUAACCGAUAAAUGGGUAGAUUAUCUGAGGAAUCGCAAUCACCAACACCGUGAGACUACGCAAGACUCCGAGGGUGUGUCUAAUACGUCAGGAGAAAAGACGACGACCGACACCAUAGCCCCAUCUCGAAGGCGCCAGCCACGACAGGUCUAUAAAGGCCCCAGUGACUACGUAGUGGAGGGUCUGGUGGGCGAACACCAAGUGAAUAGACUUGUUGACACUGGUGCCGAACGCAACUUCGUUUCGGCGCAAUUUGUCCAAAAGGCCGGUCUCACACCAUAUGAAACAGACACAAAAACAGUCCAACUAGCUGGCGGAAGGAAAACAGAAUCAACAGGCUCAGUAAAGCUGGCACGGUCUCUUUUCGGGUCACACCUUCGGAUGAGCCUCCUUGGCGAUGAAAGACAGCGCCUCUGGGGCUCAAUGGAUAGCAUAUAUACGCACGCCCUUCUUGACACCGGGUGCGAUCUCGAUUUAGUAGGGGCCGCCUGGGCAAGGGCGAACAACUUCAAGAUUGAUCAAGGCCCUGAACAUCGAUUGCCCCUCGAAUUGGGGGAUGGAACACGGAUCUCCACUACUGGCAUCGUCCGCGAUGUGACGUGGACCUUUGGAGACUCAAGGGAGAAAGUCUGCUCUGACUUUUAUGUUCUUGAUGCUCUGUCGGCGGACGUAGUGUUCGGGGGCGAUUUCAUCAUGGAGCGAGACGUUUUCUCCGAGUUCAGUCACUUCAUGAUUCAUCUCGACUAUGAGGCCAGAGCGCCAGAGCGCCAGAGCUUGGGAUAG